Corylus avellana is the source of this 2097-nucleotide messenger RNA. RefSeq names its product putative methyltransferase PMT16. NCBI's taxonomy places the organism in Eukaryota, Viridiplantae, Streptophyta, Magnoliopsida, Fagales, Betulaceae. Gene Ontology annotation, molecular function: methyltransferase activity. Gene Ontology annotation, cellular component: endosome; cytoplasm; trans-Golgi network. The record is from RefSeq and is a predicted model, not a curated record.
AAGAAAGCGACAAACACACAGAGAGAUAGAGAGAGAGAGAGCCAUUUCACUCAUGGCUAACUCAAGCCUACCACCAUACCACCCCACCUCCAAACCCUCUAAGCCCAUCUGCGGCACCUCCUUCUCCUGGAAAAGCACCAACCUUUUCUCCCUCGUCGUCUUCCUCUGCAUCAUCUCCUACUUCCUCGGCAUCUGGCAGCACGGCGGCUCCACCGUCCCCAUCAAGGACACCGCCGCCACCGUCGCCGCCGCCAACGCCGCAUGCAAUAUCGCCACGACCAACAACAGCACGAAACUCGACUUCAACGCGCACCACAGCCUCGACGAAGCCGGCCCCACUUCCCGUGAAACUUACCCUCCAUGCAACGCGAUGUACAGCGAGUACACGCCGUGCGAGGACGCCAACAGAUCGCUUAGAUUCAGCAGAGACAGGUUGAUAUACAGGGAGAGGCACUGCCCGGAGAAGAGCGAGCUCUUGAAGUGCCGCGUGCCGGCGCCGUACGGCUACAAGAACCCGUUCGCUUGGCCGGCGAGCAGGGAUCUCGCGUGGUACGCCAACGUGCCGCACAAGGAGUUGACGGUUGAGAAGGCGGUGCAGAAUUGGAUCAGAUAUGACGGCGAUAAGUUUAAGUUCCCCGGCGGAGGCACCAUGUUCCCUAAUGGUGCUGAUGCGUACAUUGACGAUAUUGGGAGGUUGAUUAAUCUCCAAGAUGGCUCUAUUCGGACCGCCAUUGAUACAGGCUGUGGGGUUGCAAGUUGGGGAGCGUAUCUUCUGUCGCGUAACAUAAUGACAAUAUCAUUCGCACCAAGAGACACCCACGAAGCACAAGUGCAAUUUGCUCUGGAGCGAGGAGUUCCUGCUUUGAUUGGAAUCAUUUCCUCCAAGCGUCUUCCUUACCCUUCUAGAUCUUUCGACAUGGCCCAUUGCUCUCGCUGCCUCAUUCCAUGGGCCCAAUAUGGUGGGAUUUAUUUGAUUGAAGUUGAUCGGGUACUCCGGCCCGGUGGGUACUGGAUUUUGUCCGGCCCGCCAAUCCGCUGGAAGAAAUAUUGGAAUGGCUGGAACAGAACACGGGAGGAUCUCAAUGCUGAACAGACAACCAUCGAGAAUGUCGCUAAAAGCCUUUGCUGGAAAAAGUUGGUGGAGAGAGAUGAUAUUGCAAUCUGGCAAAAACCCACCAAUCAUUUGAACUGCAAAGUUAACCGCAAACUCACCCAGAAUCCUCCUUUCUGCCCUGCUCAAGAUCCCGACAAGGCCUGGUAUACAGAAAUGGAGACAUGUUUGACACCCCUGCCUGAAGUUUCCAACAACCAAGAAACAGCCGGCGGAGAGGUGGCAAAAUGGCCGGAGAGGUUACAUGCUAUACCGCCGAGGAUUAGCAGGGGAACUGUGGAAGGCGUGACAGCUGAAGUUUUCCAGCAAGAUGUAGAGCUAUGGAAGAAGAGGGUGUCGUAUUACAAGAAUGUGAACAAUCAAUUAGGACAACCUGGGAGGUACCGAAACGUUUUGGACAUGAACGCUUACCUGGGUGGCUUCGCUGCUGCUCUAAUUGAUUACCCUCUUUGGGUGAUGAAUGCUGUUCCUGUUGAGGCAAAGAUUAACACCCUUGGAGUCAUAUACGAACGGGGAUUGAUCGGAACAUACCAGAAUUGGUGUGAAGCCAUGUCUACUUAUCCAAGAACCUAUGAUUUCAUUCACGCUGAUUCUGUGUUUAGUCUCUACAAGGACAGAUGUGAAAUGGAAGACAUUCUACUGGAAAUGGACAGAAUUUUGAGACCAGAAGGAAGUGUAAUCUUCAGGGAUGAUGUUGAUAUAGUGAUAAAGAUCAGGAAUAUUAUUGAUAGAUUGGACUGGGAGAGUCAAAUUAUUGACCAUGAAGAUGGGCCUCAUCAGAGAGAGAAGCUUUUAGUUGCAGUGAAGAAAUAUUGGACAGCUCCUGCUCCUGACCAAGAUGAAUCCAGCAAAAUACAUUAGAUCUUCUGUCAAAUUUCCAGCUUACAUUUUUCUUUUUUCUUUUUUUCCUUUUUGUGAUUUACUGAUUCUUUUGGUCAAUAUCAUUUUUUAGAAUUGUGAUCGAUGUUAUAUUAAUAUCGCUUUUA